Messenger RNA from Schistosoma margrebowiei, 543 nucleotides. NCBI's taxonomy places the organism in Eukaryota, Metazoa, Platyhelminthes, Trematoda, Strigeidida, Schistosomatidae. The record is from the annotation of a GenBank genome assembly.
AUGCCUUUAGAAGAAAUUCCAAUGGAGGAGUCUGUCAGAAAUAUUUUAACUGAGGAACAAAUAUAUGAUGAUGAAUGGUCAAUUAGUAGAAAUAAAUUAUACUUUAUUGUCCAAUUUUCUGUAUCUGAUUCGAAUAAGAUGGAACGUAUCCUUGACAGACUAGCGUAUUUCAAUAUUGGAAAAACACUUGACUCGUCAAUUAUGGUUACAGAGCCCACGAUAAAUGUUCAAAAACGUAAUAAAGGAGAAAAAUCCGGUGUUAUAUCAUAUUCGGCAAUUCAAAACUUUAUUGGAACUCUGAAAUCACGAUUGUGUGUUGCUCAGAAUCUUAAAACAAAUGAUGUCCACUUUUCACCAUUAAUUGAAAAUGGCAAAUAUCGGAAAUGUCCAAUGAUACAUGAGAUUACAGAAUCGAAAAUGAGAACUUCUAGUUCUACAGGAAGAUUUGAAGUGGUGUCUGUAGAAUGUCAGUCAGAAUCUACAUAUGAUCCAGAACAGGAUGAUAAGGGAGAAAACAACAUUAUGUUGAGAAGAAACGUUUGA